AUGGAAUUAGCCAAUAAGAUGGGAUUGUCAGAUACUCAAGUCAAAACCUGGUAUCAGAACAGAAGAACAAAAUGGAAGAGACAAUCAUCAGUCGGCAUGGAUUUACUGUCGGAUGCUAACAAUUUGGCGGCCGUUCAACAACUUCUUCGUACCAACCCCCUCUGGGCAUCUAGCUAUCUUACGAAUAUGUCGCCAUUUAUGGUUGGCCAGCAACUAUCAUCUAGCGCUCUUUCAUCAACAGUACCAACAACUACCUCAACAACAUCAAGUGAAACCAUUCCCUCAUCAUUACCUCAACUGCUCUUAACCGGUUCAUCAACUACAGCAUCUCCUAUGUCAUCAUUACCGUUCUUAUUGCCAGCCAGUAGUCUGUCUACAUCUUCAGGCUUAUUAACAACAGCUCAAGUGCCAUCAACAGAAAAAUCGGAAUAA
Auanema sp. JU1783 is the source of this 432-nucleotide messenger RNA. The record is from the annotation of a GenBank genome assembly. NCBI's taxonomy places the organism in Eukaryota, Metazoa, Nematoda, Chromadorea, Rhabditida, Rhabditidae.